This is a messenger RNA of Paramecium pentaurelia, 1401 nucleotides long. Lineage: Eukaryota; Ciliophora; Oligohymenophorea; Peniculida; Parameciidae. The record is from the annotation of a GenBank genome assembly.
AUGUAGAAAAUAAUACUUUCAAGUUUAUUGUUGUUUAGUUUAAUACUUUUGGAUAAUAUUUAUGGGAAAAUGACAUUUGAGUUGAGCAAUUCAAUAACAGAGUAUUUGUAAUAAUAAUUUGAUUAUGGGAAUGAAAAUGGAUUAAUAGGUAUAAUAGAAUAGAUGAAUUAUAAUUAGAAAGUUUUCUGUUAAUCUUUUAGGUAUUGGGGGGAAGAUAAUUUAUGGGAAUGUUAUUCAUUAUUCUUUGGUUGAAAUCAGGAUUGAAGGAGUAGAUUUUAAAAUUAAUUACAAUGUAUUCGAUUACAGCAUUUCUUGGACAUUUUACUAAAAUGAUCUUAGUUUAGCCAAGACCAUUUUACGAAGAAACAGAUGUUCGACUAGAUUUUUGUUAAAAAGGUUAUGGAGAUCCAAGUGAUAAUGCUUUAAGGUCUGUUGUAUUUUAUGUAAUUUUAUCAGAAACUUUAUUAUUUAAAAAAUAUAAGGUUUAGGUAAGUGAUUUAGGUGUUCUUAGUUCAAUUAAUUAAGAUAAAAAACUUUAAUAUCAAUAUAAAUAAUUAUCAAAGUAUAUCUAUCUUAUAUUGUAGUGAUGAUCUUUACACAUAACUCUAUCCAAAUACAAUGCUUAGUUAUAAUCAAUAUAAAUUGAUGUUGGCUACUUUUUUAUUUAUUACUGGUAUAUCCAAUUCUUAUUUUGGCUUAAAUUAUCUAAGUUAGGUAAUAAUGGGAUGGAUUAUUGGUGGAUAUAUACUAUACAUCUAUUAUUUUUGUGAUUUUGAAAAAUAAUUAGAAAGACUAUUUAUAUAAGCAAUCUAUAAUCAGUCUGAUUAACUUCAUAACAAACUUCGUCAUGUUGGAAAAUUGGCUCUUUUAAUAGCAUUUCCAAUAUUAAUUUCAAUUAUACUUUAUAUAAUUAGAAUAAAUGAUAUAGAGUUAAUUUAGUAAUAGGAGGAAUGGGGUGUCUUCUUUUUAAGUCAUCCAAAAUGUGAAAAUAAAGUGUAAGGUUUCAAUAUGUCAUUUGAAAAAUAGGAAAUAAUAGGAAUUUGCAUUAUCUUUUUGCCCUUUUAUCUUUACUUUUGUUGUUAUUUUACACAUGGACAAUAUAAACCAGAUUUAUACAACCAUUAAACUUUUACUUUAAAAGGUUUAGUUAGAGUAUUGAUACUUGUUGGUUUACUUAUUUCAUAAGUGGCCAUUCAUAUUUUCAUUAGAAAAGUAGUGAUGAGCAAUAAUUUAGAAAUCAAUAUAACUUAUUUAAUAAUAGGUUAAUUAUUCUUAGAAUUUUAUUUUUCCUUUUUGUUGAUUACAUUAUUACCAUUGCUCUAUAAAUUAUGUAAAGCUGAUAUUGAUGGAGACUUUUUAAGAAAAAUAAAUUAAAUCGAAAUGCAAGAAAUGGAGUUGUGA